Molecule: messenger RNA, 1014 nt
Organism: Knipowitschia caucasica
Lineage: Eukaryota; Metazoa; Chordata; Actinopteri; Gobiiformes; Gobiidae
Source: the annotation of a GenBank genome assembly
AUGACAAGUGACCAAGUGGACUCCGGUAGUGCCCAGCAGCAGCAGCAGCAGCAGCAGAGACACAAGCACACGUCUUCCAUCUCUCCAUACGGCGUCCUGGAUAAACUGUUUGGGAAGCGUCUGCUGCAGGCGCGACAUUACAUCAUGUCCCGGAAGUCGUGGCUGAAGAUGGUUCCGACGGAGAACUGCGACAUCCUCAUGACCUUCCCAGACAGCAUCGACGACCACACCCUGCUCUGGCUCCUGAACCAGAUCCGAGUGGGCGUCCCACAGGUCAACAUCCAGGUCCGACAGCACAAGCACACGCAAGCUAACGCCUUCUUCAUUACCACCUCCUUCGAGAAUCUGCUGCGAGGAGCCGAGCACAUGGGGAUGCACAAGGCCGUCAAGCCGCAGUUCGGAGGAGGCAUGCGGCGCUUCUCCUGCGACGAGGACAACAUCUACGAGAACAUCGAGAGCGAGCUUUGCUUCUUCACCUCACAGGAGCGGCAGAGCAUCAUCAAGUACUGGCUGGACAACCUGCGAGCCAAACAGGGGGAGGUGCUUCACAACAUCCACUUCCUGGAGGGACAGCCAAUCAUUCCAGAGCUGGUGGCCAGGAGAGUGAUCCACCAGAUGUUCCCUCUUCACGAGCAGCGGAUCCUGAACCAGCUCAUGACGUCCUGGGUGCAGGCCGUCUGCGAGCGCCAGCCUCUGGAUAACAUCUGUGAUUACUUUGGGGUGAAGAUCGGGAUGUACUUCGCCUGGUUGGGCUUCUACACCAACUCCAUGCUGUACCCUGCAGUUAUCGGCUUCCUGCUGUGGAUCCUGGCGGAGGACGAUCAGACCAGCCAGGACAUCUGCUGCGUGGUCUUCGCUCUGUUUAACGUGGUGUGGGCCACGCUGUUCCUGGAGAGGUGGAAGAGGCGGGAGGCUGAGCUGGCCUACAGGUGGGGGACCCUGGACACCCCCGCAGAGUCCCUGGAGGAGCCACGGCCACAGUUCAGGGUGAGACGUGAACGCUGGAUGUGUUAG